AUGGCUGCCUCCGCAGAUGCUUGUACCGGCUAUGAUAGUCUGGGCAAUCCCUACCAAGAGUUUUCUUGUACCUAUCCUUUCUUGGCCCCCUUCUACUUUGAAUUUGAGAAAUACAGGGAUCCACUCCCAGCUCUCCACUGGAUGCAAGAUCGCCCUUUUAUCCCAAUUGUUGCCGUCAUCCUCUAUGGUAUCGGAAUCUAUUAUGGUCCCAAGUUGAUGGAGAACCGAGAAUCCUGGAACUGCAAGAAGACUCUGGCUGCUUGGAAUCUUUUCUUGUCUGUUUUCUCCUUUAUGGGAGCGGCUCGCACUGUUCCUCAUGUACUGCACGAUAUGAUGAAUCGAUCGGUUCGCGACUGUAUGUGUGCCGAUGCUCGUAUGGGAAUGGGAAGUGGAUCUACCGGACUCUGGCUGUUUCUGUUCGCCUGGAGUAAAUUCCCAGAAUUAAUCGACACCUUCUUUCUCAUUGUCCACAAGAAAAACGUUUUGUUUUUGCACUGGUACCAUCACAUUACCGUCCUCCUUUACACCUGGUAUGGAUUCACGAACGCUUCCCCCAUUGGUUGUCACAUGACGGCUAUGAACUUUACCGUACACGCUGUUAUGUACUUUUACUACUUUCUUAUGGCUAUCAAAAUGAAGCCCAAGUGGUUCAACCCCAUGUGGAUCACCUUUAUGCAAAUAUCGCAGAUGAUUGGAGGAUGCAUCGUCACCGUGUUGGGAUACCAGUACUGGAAGAUCGACCCCGACUGCACACUCAACGAUGGGGUGGUGCUUUCAGGAUUCCUCAUGUACGGAAGCUACUUGUACCUGUUCUGCCAGUUCUUCGUAGGGAGGUUCAUUACGCCAAGAUUUUCUGCCAGUGUCAAGAAGCAAAAGACCGUAUAA
Seminavis robusta is the source of this 885-nucleotide messenger RNA. NCBI's taxonomy places the organism in Eukaryota, Bacillariophyta, Bacillariophyceae, Naviculales, Naviculaceae. The record is from the annotation of a GenBank genome assembly.